Messenger RNA from Plasmodium gallinaceum, 318 nucleotides. RefSeq names its product conserved Plasmodium protein, unknown function. The coding region runs from base 1 to 318 and encodes 105 amino acids. The record is from RefSeq and is a predicted model, not a curated record. Lineage: Eukaryota; Apicomplexa; Aconoidasida; Haemosporida; Plasmodiidae. The transcript has 2 exons.
AUGUCGAAAUCCAAUACUUGCAGAUGUGAUAUGUCGGCUUAUGCAAGGAAUAGAUUUUACAACCCAAAAGUUCACGUGUCCGGAUGGUAUGAUAUACAGAAUGAUGAAGAUUACUUAGAAAGUUAUAACAAAAUGAAAGAUUUUUAUUUGCAAGAGUAUCCAACAUACAAAAUAGAAGAGAAAUAUAAAAACAUGAAAAAAAAAUGUAUUAAGAAUAUUUCUGAUAAACAAGUUAUUUUUUACCAAGAUUAUGGUACAGAAUAUUGGGUUACUGAAACCAAAGAAUCAUAUAAAGUGCAUAAUAAAAUUGAAUUUUAG